Messenger RNA from Dovyalis caffra, 210 nucleotides. The record is from the annotation of a GenBank genome assembly. NCBI's taxonomy places the organism in Eukaryota, Viridiplantae, Streptophyta, Magnoliopsida, Malpighiales, Salicaceae.
AUGGUCGAUCGGACAUUGAUAGUCGAAGAAGACCAAAAAGAAAUUAUACAGGAAUUUCAAGCAAAUAAGCCGAGGCCUAACUUUUUGGUGAAGGUUGGGAGGUCAUCCGGGAUUAAGAAAGUUAAAAAAGAUGAUGUUGGAUCAAAGAAAAAUGAAGCUAACAAAGUUGUUCGUGUCAAGUGUGGAAGGAUGAACCCCAAAAACUAUUUA